AUGCGAGGACACGAUCCACAAGGACCUGUGCGUUUCCACGGUUUCCACGCUGCCGGAGCUCCGCAAAAGAACGAUCCCGGAGAUAAUUUCCGGGCUGGUCAACUCCACGGUGUUCGAGGUCAGGGACUCGUUCCAGAACUGCAGCCGGAUCAAGAAGAAGUUCCAGAACCUGGACCCGCUGGACCAGCGGGCCCUGGACGACUGCCUCGAGCUCCUGGAAGACACCAGGCUUCAGCUCCGGGCCGCCGUGUCGGACCUCUCAUCCAACAAGACCGCGGCCCAGCAUUACAUGGACUUGCAGACCCUCUUCAGCGGCGCGAUGACGAACCAGUACACCUGUCUCGACGGCUUCGCCUUCUCCGAGAAGAAGUACCUCCGGAAGUUCAUCGAAGGAAGGCUCCGGAAGAUUUCCCGCCACGUCAGCAAUUCCCUGGCAAUGCUGAAGAAAUUCAAGCCGCCGAAACCCAUCAAGAAACCCGGCUCCGCCGCAGAGGAGGACGGCGUCCUUCCGUGGGGGUCCGGCGGAGCGACGGUGAAAGACGGGUUUCCGACUUGGUUGAAAAGGAGAGACAGGCGGUUGUUACAGGCGCCGGUGAACCAGAUCCAGUUCAACGUGACGGUGGCUCAAGACAGAAGCGGAAAUUUCACUACCAUUAA
Oldenlandia corymbosa var. corymbosa is the source of this 657-nucleotide messenger RNA. The record is from the annotation of a GenBank genome assembly. Lineage: Eukaryota; Viridiplantae; Streptophyta; Magnoliopsida; Gentianales; Rubiaceae.